Messenger RNA from Oreochromis niloticus (Nile tilapia), 1147 nucleotides. RefSeq names its product piggyBac transposable element-derived protein 4-like. The record is from RefSeq and is a predicted model, not a curated record. The transcript is spliced from 2 exons. Lineage: Eukaryota; Metazoa; Chordata; Actinopteri; Cichliformes; Cichlidae. Bases 248 to 1084 code for a protein of 278 amino acids.
CUGUGUUUGUAUACAAAGAUGAUGUUACGGGUCAUUUUGACCCGCACACUUUUAUGUAAGUAAAAAGUUGUUCACAUCCAAAAUAAACAUUUCUCUUUGAUGUACUUUGUUUUCUGUUUCAGAGACUGAGGAUCUUUCAGAGGCCGAGGACAAUGUUAUUGAUGAUCCAGACUGCCAAUUUUCAGACGAGGAGGAGGAUUCUGAGGGAGAGUGUGCCGCCAUCUCUACAUCAAAUGAAAACCAAGGAAUGCAGCAGUCAUCAUCCCCAGAGGAGACAUGGACAUCUAAAGAUGAAAGGAUCAUACUGGACAUGACUAACCUUGAAGGGAGGCGUGUAUUUCAAGAGAAGUGGAAGCCACUGGAUCAGACUGACUUGCAUGCUUAUAUUGGAAUUCUGAUAUCAGCUGGAGUAUACAGGUCCAAGGGAGAAGCAACUGCAAGUCUAUGGAAUGAAGAGAAUGGAAGGCCAAUCUUUCGAGCAACAAUGUCUUUGGAGACAUUUCUCAAGAUAUCUCGUGUGAUCAGAUUUGACAACCGUGAAACCAGAGCUGGUCGACGUGAAAGAGACAAACUUGCUGCAAUCAGAGAUGUAUGGGAUAAAUGGGUGGAAAUUCUACCUUUGUUGUACAACCCUGGUCCCCACGUUACUGUUGAUGAGCGCCUUGUCCCAUUCAGGGGUCGCUGUCCUUUCCGACAGUAUAUGCCCAACAAGCCGGCCAAGUAUGGCAUCAAAAUAUGGGCAGCCUGUGAUGCAAAAUCUAGCUAUGCAUGGAAUAUGCAAGUGUAUAGGCUGCAAGGGCAUAACAUCACCUGUGACAAUUUCUUUACAUCCUACUGGCUUGGAGAGGAACUUCAGAAGAGAAAGCUGACUAUGUUGGUAACAAUCAGAAGAAAUAAGCCAGAACUUCCCAGUGAAAUUUUGAAGAUGCAGGGAAGAUCUCUGUAUUCCUCAAUAUUUGUUUUCACUGAGAAAGCAACAGUUGUUUCAUAUUGCCCAAAGAAAAACAAGAAUGUUCUUGUCAUGAGCACAAUGCACACAGAUGCAUCUCUGAGCACAAGAGAUGACAAAAAAAACCACAAAUGAUCCUAGACUACAACUCCACCAAAGGAGGAGUAGACAAUCUUGACAAAGUCACAGCAACAUACA